GUUUAGGGAAAAAAUGUGUGUUGAAACCCGCCUAAAUGGCCCUUUACCCAGCGCGAUCUUUUUAAAAGUCACACGCACGCAUUUUUAUGCCCCCGUUGCUACUCUUACUUGGCGACCCUUUUUAUCAGUCUCGGUAUUAGUUUCUAAAGAUACCACCCCACACCAUGUUAAACGUGUUUCAAGAGAGACACCUACCCACUGCUGCUUAUCCACUUCGAGGUUUUGCCCAUUUCCUUCAUCAUCCUCAACGCCAUGCAGGACCCAUAGGUUUAUCUAUUCUCAAAGUAUUCGGAACAAGCGCUCUUGCUAUCAUUCCCCUUUACAAGUAUGGUUAUGAUAUCCAACGAGAUGUGAUAUCCAUACUGUACAGAGGAUUGAUUACCGACUCCCCUCAUAUAUCCUCGAUUUUAGUAGCAGUAACGAGUUCAAUCUUGUUCUUUCUGGAAACAUCAGCCAUCACUUUACAACUCGGUAGUCACUUCGUUGGAUCUGUGCGAGAGCGCCUGUUUGACUCGGUCUUGAAAGAGCGAAAAGGUAUGCCAGGUGAUAACAAAGUUCAGGUCUCUGAACAAGUAGGUGGAUCCGGUGUAACCUUGAAUCAGCAUCAUUUUCUUUCUCCCAUGAAUCUAAUGAUUCUUAGUGCUGAAGUGGAUGAAUCCUGGAGUAUCUAUCUUUUGAAACCUGCCAUUUUUGUGAUGACAUUACCUUUAAACCUUGUGCCUGUUCUGGGACCAUUAUGCUUCAUCUCAAUCCAAGCAUUGUUCACAGGAGGUUCAGCACAUCGGAGAUACUUUCAGCUUUAUAAUUGGUCACCUGCGCAACGUCAAAGAAGAGUCGAAACAUAUUUUUGGCAGUAUGAGCGGUUUGGUAUUGUUUCGUCUGCUUUAGAGAUGAUUCCCUUUGUCGGCUAUGUGUUUAUGUACACAAAUCAGAUAGGAGCGGCUUUGUGGGCAAUGGAUCUGCACGAUGCAAAGUUACUCAAACCUCUUUCCAAGAAAGAAAUUUAGCAGACGCUAAAAAGCAAUUUUACAAUUUAACAGAAAAUUUCAAUAAAUUUAUUUGCUACAACCAGCUCUUUAUGAAACUAUGCACAAGAUUGCAAGUUGUAUGACUAGUCAAUAUCAAUUAUUAGAAUGCGCGCAUCAAAUGAAAUGACAAGAACGAGCUGUUGCACACAAUAUAAACACUGCAAGAAACUUCCCCGCAAACAAAACAUUGAAAACCAGUAGUACUUUAUAUCUACGUAUUAAUUCUUUCAACAGGCGUCCCAUCUAUAAGAGAC
This is a messenger RNA of Mucor mucedo, 1282 nucleotides long. RefSeq lists its product as uncharacterized. The record is from RefSeq and is a predicted model, not a curated record. NCBI's taxonomy places the organism in Eukaryota, Fungi, Mucoromycota, Mucoromycetes, Mucorales, Mucoraceae. Bases 165 to 1007 code for a protein of 280 amino acids. The transcript is spliced from 2 exons.